This is a messenger RNA of Mixia osmundae IAM 14324, 1389 nucleotides long. RefSeq lists its product as uncharacterized. Gene Ontology annotation, biological process: negative regulation of mitotic cell cycle; negative regulation of cell population proliferation. The record is from RefSeq and is a predicted model, not a curated record. NCBI's taxonomy places the organism in Eukaryota, Fungi, Basidiomycota, Mixiomycetes, Mixiales, Mixiaceae. Bases 1 to 1389 code for a protein of 462 amino acids. The transcript has a single exon. Gene Ontology annotation, cellular component: cytoplasm; nucleus.
AUGCGGAAGGAGAUCGCCGCAGCGGCUGGCUUUCUCACAGAGCAGUUGACUGCUCCGCCUAGCUCAGUCACACAAACGCAAGCAGAGCGAUUCGCUUCGAGUCUGCGGGCAAGUCUCGAGCUGCGAUACGUCAACCACUGGCACCUAAAUGACGCCGAGCGAGGCUCGGCAUAUCGCUCUCUGUCUCGAUCCGGACCAACACAUGAUACACAUCACUUUGAUACCCAGCUCAUCAAGGCAGCACAAGCUGCCGAGCUUCCUGUCGAAACAGUAGCUCAUCAGCUCUUGAGGCUUGGCGAGAGAUGGACCCUCUGGGUUGAUCCAGAUGUUGUCCUCUUCCGUCAGGGCGAAAGCAAUGCGAACACCUUUCGAGAAAUAUACCCAGCGCCGGGCAGAUCAUCCUUGCCAAGUUCAAGCUCUGCUCGCAGUCUGCAUGCCAUCGUGCGAUCUUUCAGUCUGUGCGACAUCGAUGCUGCUCUAGAGACGAAGACAGACACGGCCUCGGCCGUUGCUAGCCCAAGCAAGAAGAGUAGAGCGAUUCAAAUCAUAGACCCUUCAACACGAAGGGAAUCGCCAAAGCCACUCACAGACUCCUUGAUCACGAUCACUGCCGCAGCUGCUAGUUCUUCCGAUGUCAGUACAUCGUCUGAAUCCACGACGACUCUACUGCCUGCAUUUGUGGAACGCGAGAUCUCGCCGCGCUCCUCGCUCGAUACCGAUUCUAUAGGCAGUACGCCUUUGCUUGGCUUCGACAUCGGUUCGCCGCUAUCGGAAGCAUCAUCAUUGAUGUCCGACACUUCUUCGAUGCUCGCAACACCCUCACUUGAUCUGUUCGCUAGGCCGUGCUCGCGGACAUCGACUCUGUCGCGCACUUCGUCUGCUUCGGGCAGUGUCGAUAUCCAGCAGAGCUGGUCGCAGCCUCCUAUAGCCAGGAAAGAGAGCUCUCCGGAAUACGACGGCGAAUUUGCCUUGCCACUCGCGCCCGCUUCGCAAUACAACAGUGAGACGUACGCCAUUCCCGUGCAUGCGCCUCGAAUGAAUAUCGUCCGUUCUGCGCCUGGUUCGCCCAAUAAAGCUCGCCGUCAGAGAGGUCACUUGCAUUCUGCUUCAAUGACUUCGAAUGCCUCGAGCUCGUCGAACCACUCUUCCAGCACUUCCGUCAGAUCAUCCAAUACUGGCGUCGUCGUCGAACAUUCGAAUGGCAAAGUCGGCGUUCUCGGCGGUGGCGUAUUGCUCGGAAUGCCCAAUGGGUCGCAGAUACCCAAGCGAGCUAGAGGCACUCGCACGCGAUCGCGUUCGAAAUCUCGCACGACAUCUUUCUUCGCGGCCGCUGCUGCUGCCGGCACCGAUGGUCCACACGCCAGUUGGGCCAGCCUACUCAAUUCGUAG